Molecule: messenger RNA, 2201 nt
Organism: Camarhynchus parvulus
Lineage: Eukaryota; Metazoa; Chordata; Aves; Passeriformes; Thraupidae
Gene: KLF3
Product: Kruppel like factor 3
Exons: 7
Coding region: 815-1861 (348 amino acids)
Biological process (GO): regulation of transcription by RNA polymerase II
Molecular function (GO): DNA-binding transcription factor activity, RNA polymerase II-specific; RNA polymerase II cis-regulatory region sequence-specific DNA binding
Source: RefSeq, a predicted model, not a curated record
UCGGCGGCAGCGGCCCAGCGUGAGCACCUCCCUUCCUUCCCCCCGGGCGCUGGGUGUUGCUGUUGUUUUGCUGCCGCCGCAGGUCGACCGGGGUGGACGUGGAGGGAGGGGAGCAGGGAGGGGUGCGCCCUGCCGCAGGGCCGCUGCCAGGUGCACGCCUCUGCCUGACACACGGGCGGGGAGGAGGAGCUGGACCGGCAGGUUUGUCGGUGGGGCGGCCCCGCUCCCCCCCUCCCCUCCCCUUCCCUCUCCUCCCCGGGCUGCUGGGGAUAAUUAGUGUCUGUGCGAGGCUGUCUGCCCCCGGGAGGCAGGGCGGGCGCCCAGUCAGUGCGUGCCCGGCUGUUUGUGAGCGGUGACUCGCCCCGGCCCCUCGGCGGAGCCUCCACCCCGCGGGCGGGGACCCGCCCGGCCGCGCUCCCUGCCGUGACCCUCCCACCGCCACUCACCCCGCCGGCCCGGGGAGCCUGGCAGGGCGAGCGGCGCCGGCGUCAUGUGACAGCGCGGCCCGGUGCCAGGAGCCCGGGGGGAAGGCGAGCGGGCGGAGGGCGGGAGCGGGCAGCUCCUCCUCGCACACAGACCCGGAGACACCGCGGAGGCUCCUUAGCCGCGGGGACGCGGGACACGCCGGCCUCGCGCCUCGGUCCCACCGGAGCGCCCCCGCUGCCCACCGCGACCCCCGGCGCUGCGGGAGCCGACGGAAAAUCGCGGCGCGCUCCGCACCGCCUGCCGAGCAAAUCCAGAUAAAAGGAAGUAUUUGGCUACGCCGUUUUGCAGGACAGAACCUCAGAGGCAUCAGGACAGGUGAAUAAAAAAGAUGCUAAUGUUUGACCCAGUCCCUAUCAAGCAAGAAGCCAUGGAGCCUGUUUCAGUGUCAUACCCAUCCAAUUACAUGGACCAAAUGAAGCCAAACAAAUACGGCGUCAUUUAUUCUACACCAAGUAUGUUGCACAAUAAAUUCUACUCCAGCCCUGAAGGACUAUCAAAUGGGAUCCAGAUGGAGCCAGUAGACCUUACCGUAAAUAAACGGAGCUCGCCACCUUCAACUGGAAGUUCUCCUUCCCCACUAAAAUUUCAGACUGUGCACAGGAGAAGUUCACCUGGAUUGACUCUGUCCUCCCCCAGCUCACCUCUCAGUAAAUUCACACCGUCACCCCCAGGAGUGCAGCCUCUUUCCAUGCCAAUAACAAUCCCUCCUGUAAUGGCCGCUGCUCUUUCACGCCAUGGACUCAGAAGCCCUGGGAUACUCCCGGUUAUUCAGCCUGUUGUGGUCCAGCCAGUUCCUUUCAUGUAUGCUCCCCAUCUCCAGCAGCCCAUCAUGGUGUCCACAGUUCUCCCAGAUGAGAUGGAAACUCCAAGUAGCAUGCAAGUGCCUGUCAUUGAGUCUUAUGAGAAGCCCACACUGAAGAAAACAAUCAAAGUAGAGCCAGGAAGUGAACCAUCAAAGACUGACUUCUAUCCUGAACAAAUGUCACCUCCAAUGAUGACCUCAUUGUCUCCUCAGCAAGUAAUGUUGCAAGAGAAUCACCCUUCAGUUAUAGUUCAGCCAGGAAAGAGACCUUUACCUGUGGAAUCCCCAGACACACAACGAAAACGCAGAAUACAUCGAUGUGAUUAUGAAGGCUGCAACAAAGUCUACACUAAAAGCUCCCACCUGAAAGCUCACCGAAGAACCCAUACAGGAGAAAAACCUUACAAAUGCACUUGGGAGGGGUGCACGUGGAAGUUUGCUCGUUCUGAUGAACUGACGCGGCAUUUCCGCAAGCACACAGGAAUCAAACCCUUCCAGUGUCCAGACUGUGACCGCAGCUUUUCACGCUCAGACCAUCUCGCUCUUCACAGGAAACGCCACAUGCUAGUCUGAAUGUCUUCUCUCCCUGACUCCUGCCACACUUUUUUGUUUUUUACACAUGCAUUUUAAUUUGGAUUCAGCUGGUCUGGAUCUCUGAGUUUGUACCAUUAAAAGCUUACGUAUGGUCAGUAACAGAUGUUAUCUAACCCUUCUAUGUCCUUGCCACGGGUCAGACCUAAAGAAUGUGAACACUUCUUUUUUUUCUUCUGGGGAUGCUAAGCAAACCCUUUCUGCAUUCAGUAUGUUCAUUGUAUUUCAUUUGUGAAUAAGGGAAUUUUUAAACUAACAGCUUUUGUUGGUUUCUUCAUAUAAUCAACCCAGCAUAUACUGAUAAAAUAGUAAAUGUUAUUGA